Gaeumannomyces tritici R3-111a-1 is the source of this 5407-nucleotide messenger RNA. RefSeq lists its product as hypothetical. NCBI's taxonomy places the organism in Eukaryota, Fungi, Ascomycota, Sordariomycetes, Magnaporthales, Magnaporthaceae. The coding region runs from base 372 to 4697 and encodes 1441 amino acids. The transcript has a single exon. The record is from RefSeq and is a predicted model, not a curated record.
GCAGUCGAGAAAUGAGCUGGACCUGUCGAGCCCUGCCGUGAGGCUGCCCAGCUGUGCUGCCCAGUCAAUUACGUGUACAUUGACACGACACUGGCCGCCGUCACGCGCCGUCCUACUGGUUUUUUUCCUCCUUGUUGUUUCUUUUUCUUGCCCAUCCCAUCCAAUUGUGCCUGACGUGCUCGCGCAGGGCUGCACCUGCCUCCUCAAUAUUAGUCGCGACUGCCGCCCCGCCCACCGACUUUUCGUUUCGUUCACCUACACCAUCCAAUGCUCGGGCGCAACAGCACCACCACCGCCCUUCCGGCUACUAUGCAACUUUUGUCCCAUUGAUUUCGCCGACCUUCAACCCGCGGCCCCCCCAAGCCGACGCCAUGGAGUAUUCAGACCCGGACAGGCCUCCCUCGAGGGCCAGCAGCUUGCGGUCCGGCCUCCCGACGCUGAAGUCGCGUUUGUCGCUGGGCUUCGACAAGCGCUUUGACGCGACCAAAAAGCUCUUCUCGUCUAAAAAACAGAAUCAGAGCCAGGAAAGCCUCAAGCCAGUCCCCGAUUCGCCCAUGGGCCGGAGGGAGGUCGUGUCGCCCACCCCGAGCUCGUCAUCCUCUAACGGUGGAACCAACUCGAAGGGCUCACGAAUUCCUCGCCCGCCCUCGGCCCAAGACUCGGCAUCAAGGCCGGGAUCCGUCUCGAGGCAGGGCUCCGUCUCCCGACAGGGCUCUGUAUCCCGCCAAGGCUCGCUGUCGCGCCAGGGCUCAACCUCGAAACGCGUCUCGUUCAGUGUGUCGGAAGCUCUUAAGUUGGCGCGCGCCGAAGAAGACACGAGCUCGAUCCAAGGCUCUCCGAGCCCGGCUCCGCGACAAUUGCGAGCCCGCGAUGAUCCGGACAACAAUAGCAUCGGGAACCUGAUAUCCAGGCGUCCUCUCACCUUCAUGAGGCGCGUAUCGACCAGGCAAUCUGUCGGUUCGGUGUCUGACGAUGACGCUCUUCUCCCCGCGGGCAACAACGAUGAAACGUCGAAACCACACGAGCGCGGGCAGUACGACGACGAUCGGGAACGCCUAGAAAGCGUCACCAAGACCAGAUUCGGAUACUCCGACCAGACCAGGCUUGGAGCAAAGACGGCCGAGAGGAACAGGGAGUUGUCUAGGAAGGCUAGCAACGGUAGCCUGGACGGCCACUCGUCCAUUCGGCCUCCACGGGAGUGGGGAGCUCUGGCCACCCAAGACGCCGAUUUUAUUAGGAGACUGACGGUGUCUCCCGAACCUUCAAGUCUCCGCGGGGGCGUUUUGGACGAGAGCCCACCCCUGACCGACCGUGCGCGAGCCCACAAGGACGUCCCGGUCCCAUCGAUAGAGAGGGAUACUCAGCCUGCAGAUCGAUCUCCAGAUAAAAGCUUCGCUUGGCAGGCUGAUGCGGAUUUCACCGCCACCGACCUUCAGACUUCGGACAGCCCCAUGAUUAGGGUCAGCAACCCAAGGAGGAACAAGCUCGACGAGCUCAAGGAAUUCCAACCGCGAAACACUAGCAUCGAGACGCUUAGGCGACGUGAGCAGGAGGCCUGGCUCAAGUAUCCUGACGAAACUUUCAACGUCAAGGAUGCGAUACCCGAGGAAUCGGCCGACGAGGACGACGAAGCCAAGCCAGAAGAAUCAUGGCAGGUCAACAGCAAGAACCGGUUCCUGGAGCGUAAAAACACAAAGCUUUCCGAGAUCCGUGCCCGCGAGAUCGAGAACCUGAACAGCAGAGCAGUCGCCACCACCCGCCUCGACGAGAUCAGAUCUAGAAACUCGGAAUCUCGCGAGCUAUCGCCCGAGGCUAUCAGGAAACCCAGCCGUGAGUCGCUUGCUGAGCCCGUCGUUUUGCCCACGCCUGCCCCCGCUCCUCAGCCAAACCCUGCUGCUGCUCCCGAGCCCGAGCCGGCGCUGGCUCCUGAGCCUGAGUCGGCACAUGCCCCUGAACCUAAGGCGGCGCUCGCUCCUGAGUCUGAACCGGAAAAGGUUCACGAGUCUGAACCAGCAAACGCUCCUGAGCCUGGGCUGGUGCAUGCCCAUGAACCUGAGCUGGUGUUAGUCCCGGAGCCGGAGCCUGGGCCUGAGCCUGAGCCCACCCCGGCUCUUGCCCCUGAGCCUGCACCGGCUCUCGCUCCUGAGCCUGCGUCUGUCUCUUCUCCAGAGUUUGCCCCAGAGUCUGCGCCAGUUCUCGAGCCGGAACCAGAGCCUAAGCCUGAUUCUGUGCCGGCUGUUGGUCCGGAGCCUGAACUAGCUGUUGUCUCUGAGCCUGAGCCACUCAUUGCCCCUGAACCUGAACCGGCUGUUACCCCUGAGAUUAAGCUCUCUGUUGCUCCCGAGGUUGAGCCGGUUCUUGUCUCGGCACAGGCUUCUGCUCCUGAGCCUGAGCCUGAGGUGGAGCCAGCGCCGGGCCUUAGCUCUGAGCUUGAGCCUGCUUCCGUUCCUGAGCUCCCGCCUACUUUUGCUCCCGAGCCCAAGUCUGCUUUUGUUCAGGAGCUUGAGCGGGCUCUUGUGUCUGGACCUGAGCCUGAGCCUGGGCCUGAGCAUGCUUUUGUUUUCGAGCCCAAGCCAGCCGUUGCUAUUCAGCCCUGGCCGGCCGUCGCUCCUGAGCCCAAGCCUGCUUUUGUUUCCGAGGCAGAGGCAGAGGUUGAGCCUGCGCCGGCUCUAACUCUUGAGCCCGCCCCCGAACCCACUCCCGAAUCCGAGCCCGUCACUAUCAGUACCGAGAAAAAUUCUGACGUGGCAGAAACUCAUGCAGAAGCGACCAUCCCCGAUGUUGGGACCGAGGAUCGUGAAGGAGACGAGCAAGUUCAUGAUGCGAGAGCCGUCACCCUCCGAAGAGCAAGUGCUGGCCAGGCCGCUAUGGAGAGCGAGAAGGACCGGGACAGUUUGGAUGACUAUCGCCGUCGUUCCAAAUCACAUUCAAGGGACAAUUCUAGAGACUUGCUGAGAAGGCUGGCCAGGGCUGCCAGCAAAAGCCCCUCGCCUGAACAGCAGGCGCCCAGGGAAUACCUUGACCUCGCGCAAGCUGUAGAGGACCGUGUCGAGCCAGUGUCUCUUGGCGAUUUACCUACCCCCCUCGAGGAGAAGAGCAAUGUCAUGGAGAGGCUGCAGGCAUCGGCGCCCCGUGGCCUGAUUAACGAAGCUAAGGUCUUCGCCAGUACCAGCCACAUACGUCGGGCCUCGAUGGGUGGCGAUUCGCGGUCUUCGAAACGAUCUAGCGCGGUUAACUCCGAGUCGGACCCGACAGAUCGAAUCACGGCCGAGGCGAUGCUGUUCGCUCCUGGGGAGAACCAAUCAGAACGGGGAUCCAUGAGGGCACCUUCCUCGGUGGGCCCCAGCGAUAACGACGAUGAUCUGGGAGAAACCCCACGGCCCGUCAAGCAGGACCCGCUUACCAUGCCUACACCUCGAGUCACCGGUGCCUUUGUCGAGACGCCGGCGACGCUCAAGGUCGAGAGGCCCGAGCCGAAGUCCGAGCCUGAUGCCCAGACCAUCAGGCAGAGGGCGAGGGCGCCGUCUGCCCUCGAUGGCUCAUCCCUCUUCCGCCACCAAAAACGAUCGAGCUUAUCGGCGCUUAAGAAGCCAACCGACGAGAAUACCGGCCGUUCGACUGGGGUUUCUUCACGCGCGCGUACCAGGUCACUCUCGCGCGUGGGGUCACCCACCAGGUCAACCUCUCGCGUGGGGUCACCGUUGGUCAACUCCUUCAAGCUCCCUAGUGCCAAGGACGACCUCCUCGAGAUCCAGCGCAAGCACCAGGGUGACGACGACACUCUUGAUAACCUAGACGAGCUAUUUGCAUCCGAGGCCGCGGACGCCCUCUUGGAUGUGGAGCAGAGCCCAGAACCCUCCAGAGGAAGCCCGACCAGAGUCAAGAGGGAGCCGAGUAAGAAGGAGUCGGUCAAGAAGGAGCCAGACCUCGAUUGGGAGGCCGAGGAGUUUAGGCGCAUGGGCGAGCGACUACAGACAGGUCUGCUCAGCAUCCAAACGGCCAAGAAGGGCAUCGAGCGGCUCGAGGACCGUAUUUCCCAGUCCGAGGCGAAGACGACUCACGAGCACGCUCCCGGUGUGAAGCCGGCCGAUUGCGCACUCUGCAAGGGCCAUGAGCCAAGGGCGACGGUAACAUAUGUGCACUUUGCGCUGCCGCGCUUGUUUUACCGCCAGCCCCGGUUCAGGCUCUCGCUUCUCGGCACGUUUCUGUGCCUGCUGCUAGCCUGGCUUUGCGCAGAGUCGACCAUGUGCUCGUACUACUGCCGCCCGGAGGCGUGUGGUCCCGGCGAAGACUGUACGUGGUCGCCAGACGACCCCUUUUUUGGCUACUCGCUCCCCGUGAAGCUGGACCAGUGGACCACGGGCGGAUCCGGUCGGGUGCUGGUCAACAAGCUGAACGAGGAGGUCGGCGACCUGGCGGCCAACGCUUGGGCCGCCGUCAGGGGCAUCGACAUUGCCGCCUUGGACACAAGGGCCAUGGACUUUGAGCAGCGCCGGCGCCACCGCAGGAGGCUCAGAAAGCGCGGUCUCGUCAAGACGUGGAUGCCUCCCGCCGAGCACAAGGCGACGAUGGACUCCUGGGCUCAGGCGACCAAGGAGCGGGAGCGCGCCUACGCCAUGAGGGAUAUGGGUUACGACAUUGGCGACGGCCUGGGCAGCGAGUCCAUGGACGGGGACAGGAAGGUGUCGAGCCGGUAAACGCUGUUCUGCUUUAUUCUUGAUGACGACUGAUCGUUUUGUCUCCUUUUCUCAACUUUUUUUCUUUGUACCUUUUCCCUCUUUGGUCAUCUCGUCGUACUCUUGUCUACACUGGUUUGCGCCGCUCUUACUACUCUGGUCUCACUUGACACCCAAGUCGAGAGCUUUGCGUCCAGCAAACACACCAACCCAUUCUGUACAGCCCAUCGUGGCUAAAUAGCUGUGGUUGACGGGCUUGACGAGAGCCAGCCACUUGCAUUUUACGACCAACUCAUCCAACCAGAGUUCUUCCUAACAUACACUCACUGCAUAUCUCCCCUUCUUCUUCUCCUCGAUCUCCCUUUCUUGUUCCCUUCAUUCUGUUCUCUUUCUGCUUACUCCUGCUACAUAUCUUUGUAUUCGACAUAUGAUAUUGUAUUUGCCAUUUCACGUCCCAGAUCGCGAUUGUCUUUACGGCUCUUGUGCCGCCUCCUUCCCCUUGUCGUUGUGUGUUUGGAGCGGAGUGAGGAUUCGGCGUCGUUUGGACAGAGGAGAUUGAAUACGUCACGGGGAUAUUGAUGAUGCCAGCAUGACAGAUUGGUAGCACCUACGUUGUUCACCUUUUGACAAGUAAAAUAAAGAGAAAAAAGGGAGGCGCCGGGUGAUCCCGGGAGCCUCGCCAUGCCUUUUAAUGUCUAAAAUCAUGUGUCGUCAUUUUUGGAUAUGGAAGA